UUUUAUCAAAUUUGUAUGUGGCUCGUGCAAGGGCUCGUAAACCUCUAAUUAACAUGCUCCCUCCCAACGGGCAAGAAUGUGACAUCGAUCGAUCGACUGCAUCAGAGUUGCAUCUGGACGUGGCGGCGGGCGUGGAAUGUGCAAGAGAGGCCGACGAUGCACGACACAUGAACGCGAGAUGGAGCGGAAAAUUCAGAGCGGAGAAUUUGCAAUUGGACAGCACGAGGCAUGAACGCGAGAUAGAGCGGACAAUUUGCAAUUGGACAGAGGGUCAGGGCGGGGCGGGGCGGGGCAGGGCAGGGCAGGGCAUGGCAUGGCACAGACGCAGGCUUGAAGGUGCUUCUUGCUUCGCAGUCGAGCAUGGACGAUGACACGGCGGCUUGAGCCAGUCGCGGCGGAUGUCGAGUGGCGUAUACUAGCGCUUGCCACCAUCACGCGAGAGAGGAUCACAGGAGUUAAAUGUUCUGUGUCGAGCGGGCCAUCAGCGAGCUAAACCCUACCAUCCGAGCAGUCAGCUCCAUCUCGCCCCAUAUACUCAUAUAGGACAUUAACAUCCAGUCAGUCGACGACUAAAUUUUCUAGCUACUUGUCGAUAAAUCGUUUAGAGGGGAGCAGUGGCUAGGGUUAGCUGAGAAUCUGCGCAAGUUUUCGAAAUGCCCCGUUAUACGACUUCGCAGACGUAUACGGAUGGAAACACGCAGAUUGUAGCUUUGCCAGAACAAAACCAGGUUCAGGGUACCGGUAACCAAAUUGUUGAAUAUAGAGGAGAUGGAGCUGUAGCUGACAGAAAGGAUGAUGAAGACUUGGAGGAGAAGUUACGGCGUAUCAGUGAGCAGGUGCCAGUUCGCAUCAGCAAUACUUCAGGCAGUUCUGCUGGUUCUGGCUCUGGAGACUUUCAUCAGUAUCGACAAAUGCGACGAAGAGAGCAGGAUCGUUUGUCCCGGAUGGAGCUCGAUUAUAUCAAAAGGAAAGAGGAAACCGAAUUUUUGGCCCGACGUGAGGAGAGGAUUCUCGCUGCCGAGGAACGUACAGCCAAGAAAAGAGCGAGGCGCUUGAAGAAGAAGGAGAAUAAAAGGGCUAAAAGGCCGCCAAGACCACCUACAGAUCAACCUAGUUCUGGGCAGAGGAAUGAAGAAGAUUCCUCGAAUGACGAAGAAAACCCCGAUGAUAAGCAGACAAAGAGCAAUACAGGUGGAGGAAACAUCUCGCAGGAUAGGACUGCUGUCGCAACUCCUCAUGUUUUUUCUAAGUCACGGUGAUUGCAAUUUUUUAAAAGUACUCACCUUUCAGUCGCUGUAGUUUGGGUAGGAAACAUCUAGAAGAGUAACUUCUGUCUUCCAGGUGCUCAGGGAUGUAUCUAAACUUUGAGAAAUAGAAUAGCAAUGCUCCUCGUUUUGCAACUAGCUAUCAACCCGCUGCUCAGAAUAUCAUACCUUAAUCGCAAGGAUAUGGGAAGAGGAAGGGCAGCACAAAUAGGACGGUCUUUCUUUCUUAUGAAAUCACUUCUGCCAUUUGUAAUUUGUGGCAACGUGUUGGUUGCUAAGAUGUUGGGCUGUUUUUGUCAAUUGCGUCUCACUUGGCGUGCAUCAUCGCAGUACUGCAUCAUGAGCACGUUCGUACCUGCCUUUGCACGUUACUGAGUCCCAUCCGCGACGUGGGACUUCCAAGUCUGUACAUUUUUGCAAUCAGUUUUGACCGAGUUUCGAUUAUUCAA
Molecule: messenger RNA, 1714 nt
Organism: Marchantia polymorpha subsp. ruderalis
Lineage: Eukaryota; Viridiplantae; Streptophyta; Marchantiopsida; Marchantiales; Marchantiaceae
Source: the annotation of a GenBank genome assembly